This is a messenger RNA of Canis lupus familiaris (dog), 5433 nucleotides long. It is a transcript of the gene PPFIA1, whose product is annotated as PTPRF interacting protein alpha 1. Gene Ontology annotation, molecular function: protein binding. The transcript has 33 exons. The record is from RefSeq and is a predicted model, not a curated record. NCBI's taxonomy places the organism in Eukaryota, Metazoa, Chordata, Mammalia, Carnivora, Canidae. Gene Ontology annotation, cellular component: presynaptic active zone. Gene Ontology annotation, biological process: synapse organization. The coding region runs from base 95 to 4063 and encodes 1322 amino acids.
GGGCCGCUUUCGUCGGGCCCCGAGCUCGCCCGGAGCGAGCAGCCGCCCGCACGGCGCCGCGGAGCCUCCUCGCCCGCUCCCGCCGGCGAGCAAGAUGAUGUGCGAGGUGAUGCCGACCAUCAGUGAAGCAGAAGGCCUGCCAGGAGGAAGUGGGAGCCGUGGGUCCAGCUCUCCUUCGCAGCCAGAUGCAGAUUCACAUUUCGAACAGUUGAUGGUGUCCAUGCUGGAGGAGAGGGACCGUCUUCUGGACACGCUGAGAGAGACUCAGGAAACGCUGGCAUUAACCCAGGGGAAGUUACAUGAGGUCGGGCAUGAAAGAGAUUCCUUGCAGAGGCAGCUCAAUACUGCACUUCCACAGGAGUUUGCAGCACUGACUAAGGAGCUGAACGUCUGCAGGGAGCAGCUCCUGGAGAGAGAGGAAGAGAUCGCAGAACUGAAGGCAGAAAGAAACAACACCAGGCUGCUGCUUGAGCAUUUGGAGUGCCUAGUGUCCAGGCACGAGAGGUCUCUGCGGAUGACAGUGGUGAAGCGACAGGCGCAAUCCCCAGCGGGUGUGUCCAGCGAAGUGGAGGUGCUCAAAGCUCUGAAGUCCUUGUUUGAGCACCACAAAGCCCUGGAUGAAAAGGUGAGGGAGCGGCUCCGAGUUGCACUGGAAAGGUGUAGUUUGUUAGAAGAAGAACUGGGAGCCACUCACAAAGAGCUAAUGAUUCUCAAAGAACAAAAUAAUCAGAAAAAAACACUAACAGAUGGAGUGCUUGACGUAAACCACGAGCAAGAAAAUACACCGAGCACGAAUGGAAAGAGAUCUUCUGAUGGUUCUCUAAGCCAUGAGGAAGACCUUGCCAAAGUCAUCGAGCUCCAGGAAAUCAUUGAUAAGCAAUCAAAGGAGCAGAGCCAGAUGAAGGAGCGCCUGGUCGCCCUCUCCAGUCAUGUGGCAGAGCUGGAGGAGGACCUGGACACUGCCAGGAAGGACCUCAUCAAGUCUGAGGAAGUGAACACAAAACUGCAGCGGGAUGUUCGUGAAGCCAUGGCCCAGAAGGAAGAUAUGGAAGAGAGAAUCACUACUCUUGAGAAACGCUACCUCGCGGCACAGCGCGAAGCCACCUCUGUGCAUGACCUUAACGAUAAACUUGAAAAUGAGAUUGCAAAUAAAGACUCUAUGCAUCGACAGACUGAGGAUAAAAAUCGCCAGUUACAGGAACGCCUGGAGUUGGCAGAGCAAAAGCUGCAGCAGACUUUGAGGAAGGCAGAGACACUCCCCGAGGUGGAAGCAGAGCUGGCCCAGAGAGUGGCGGCACUCUCCAAGUCUGACCUUUUGUCUUCUGGAAACUCUGCAGCUAAGGAAGCUAAACUGUUCGAACUCACUUCCCAGCUUAGGAAGGCCGAGGAGAGGCAUGGCAACAUCGAGGAGCGUCUCCGCCAGAUGGAGGCACAGCUGGAGGAGAAGAACCAGGAGCUGCAGCGGGCAAGGCAAAGAGAAAAAAUGAAUGAAGAACAUAACAAGCGUUUAUCAGACACUGUUGACAAGCUUCUCUCUGAAUCCAAUGAGAGGCUUCAGCUUCAUCUUAAAGAGAGAAUGGCUGCUCUGGAAGACAAGAAUUCUCUGUUGCGAGAAGUUGAAACUGCGAAAAAGCAGUUGGAAGAAGCGCAACAUGAUAAGGAUCAGCUCGUACUAAGCAUGGAAGCACUGAGAGCUGAGUUAGACCAGACGAGACCAAGAGGCACUUCCCUUCACCAUGGCCGACCACACUUGGGCAGUGUCCCGGAUUUCCGGUUCCCUGUGGCAGAUGGUCCCACAGACUCCUACAGCAGCAGUGCGGUGUUGCGGCGCCCCCAGAAGGGCCGUCUGGCUGCUCUGCGAGAUGAGCCAUCUAAGGUACAGACUCUUAAUGAACAAGAUUGGGAACGUGCCCAGCAAGCUAGUGUCCUGGCAAACGUGGCACAAGCGUUCGAGAGUGAUGUUGACAUGUCUGAUGGCGAAGAUGACAGGGACACUCUCUUCAGUUCAGCUGCUCUGCUGUCACCCAGUGGGCAGGCAGAUGCUCAGACACUAGCCAUGAUGCUUCAGGAACAGCUGGACGCCAUCAAUAAAGAGAUCAGGCUGAUACAAGAAGAAAAGGAGAGCACGGAGCAGCGGGCAGAGGAGAUUGAGAGCCGAGUGGGCAGUGGCAGUUUAGACAGCCCGGGUCGGUUCAGAUCCCUGGGCGAUGCCCCCCCACACCCCACAUCUGUGCUCACGGGCCCCUCCCCUCCGCACAGUGGGCGCUCCACCCCACGAAGGGGCCCGCACAGCCCAGCCAGGGAGGUGGACAGACUGGGGGUCAUGACUCUACCUAGUGAUUUAAGGAAACAUCGUAGAAAGUUGCCGGCUUCCCGGGAAGAGGUACGAGAUGACAAGGCAACGAUAAAAUGUGAAACAUCCCCCCCUUCCUCCCCAAGAUCGCUCCGCUUAGACAGGCUGCACAAAGGAGCACUGCACACAGUCAGCCACGAAGACAUCAGGGAUGUCAGAAACUCCACAGGCUCACAGGAUGGCCCCGUGAGCAACCCCAGCAGCAGUAACAGUAGCCAGGACUCGCUGCACAAAGCCCCCAAGAAGAAGGGCAUCAAGUCCUCCAUCGGCCGCUUAUUCGGCAAGAAAGAGAAAGGUCGUCCCGGCCACACUGGCAAGGAGCCCGCAGGACCAGCUGCUGCUUCAGAGACAGAAAACUCCUCUCAGGAUGCCCUGGGACUCAGCAAAUUGGGAGGACAGGCUGAAAAAAAUCGUAAACUUCAAAAAAAGCAUGAAUUGCUCGAGGAAGCCCGGAGACAAGGUUUGCCUUUUGCACAGUGGGAUGGGCCGACCGUUGUUGUUUGGCUAGAGCUGUGGGUUGGGAUGCCUGCCUGGUACGUGGCUGCCUGCCGAGCCAAUGUGAAGAGUGGGGCCAUCAUGUCUGCCCUGUCAGACACAGAGAUCCAGCGUGAGAUUGGCAUCAGCAACCCUCUGCAUCGGCUGAAGCUGAGGCUGGCGAUUCAGGAGAUCAUGUCUCUGACAAGUCCAUCAGCCCCUCCAACUUCAAGAACGACCACAGGAAAUGUCUGGUUAACGCAUGAAGAGAUGGAAACACUCACGGCCACGCCACAAACGGAGGAUGAGGAGGGAAGCUGGGCUCAGACCCUUGCCUAUGGGGACAUGAACCAUGAGUGGAUUGGCAAUGAGUGGCUGCCCAGCCUGGGCCUGGCGCAGUACCGCAGCUACUUCAUGGAGUGCCUGGUAGACGCACGCAUGCUGGACCACCUGACCAAAAAGGAUCUGCGGGGCCAGCUGAAGAUGGUCGACAGUUUCCACAGAAACAGUUUCCAGUGUGGAAUUAUGUGCCUACGGAGAUUAAAUUAUGACCGAAAAGAACUGGAGAGAAAGAGAGAAGAAAGCCAGAAUGAAAUCAAAGAUGUACUGGUUUGGAGCAACGAUCGAGUGAUUAACUGGAUCCUAUCAAUCGGCCUUAAAGAUUAUGCCAGCAAUCUCAUCGAGAGCGGCGUUCACGGCGCGCUCAUGGCCUUAGAUGAAACCUUCGAUGCCAACGCCCUGGCACUUCUGCUGCAGAUCCCGACACAGAACACGCAGGCUCGUGCUGUCUUGGAAAGAGAGUUUAACAGCCUUUUGGUCAUGGGGACUGACAGAAGGUUCGAUGAAGACGAUGACAAAAGCUUCAGGAGGGCACCUUCUUGGAGAAAAAAGUUUAGACCAAAGGACAUCCGUGGCUUAGCUGCUGGGUCAGCAGAGACUCUCCCUGCGAACUUCCGGGUCACUUCCUCUCUGUCCUCACCCUCUAUGCAGCCAAAGAAAAUGCAGCUGGAUGACAGACAGCAAGCGCCGGGACAGGUCCUGGACUCCUCUCAGCAGGCUGCGAGCUCUUCACAUCCUAUUCGGAAAAAUAGAUGGUCAAGGCUGAAACAAAUGUUUACAAAUCCAAAGGCUUUAAGGAGAGGCAGAGCUGUCAAAGUCACAGUUACUACUAAUGCAGGCAGCGUGUCAGGACCGCAGAGGCUGGAUUCUGCUACAGUCAGGACUUACUCCUGCUGACGUCUCCUGUAGUUUACCCACACUACUUCUACAGAUGAGUGUGCAGCAUUUUGAACCCAACAAAGACUACGUUUUAAAAUUCAACGGAAUCUUUAAUCUGUUAAUACUUGUUAUAUGGACCCUGAGAUAUUUUAUUACAGAGUUUUUAAUUAGCAAAAAAUUCAUGAAUACCAUAGAGAAAAUAUUUUAGAAUUUAAUGUUUCUUAUAUUUAUGUAAACUUAUGACUUCAUUUAUAUAGUUACUUACUUUUUCAUGUAUAUCCAGGCUAUAAAUAUCCUUUGAAAUCCAUGUUCUUAUAUCUAAUUUUAGUCUUUCAAAUGAAUGUACUGUAAUGCUUGUAUGUAUAAAUCUUAUGAACAGAUAUAGGGCUUUUGUAAAUUGUGCAUUUAUUGUAAUUAUCAUUACUUAAUUUGUUAAUAAUAUAAUCUGUCAGAGAAGGAUUUUACGAUUGUAAAAUCAUAAAUACAUGAUACAGCGUGUAUUAUCCUUUACAAACAAAAUCUAGCUCUACAACAAUCAUUUUGAAAUAAGCAGACUUAAUUUUGAGCAAUUGUUGUAUUUUAAUGACUGACCUUAACUAUACUUUUUCUAGCAAGAAAUGCUUUAUUCUGCAGUGUGAACAGAUUAAAAACACUUGGUGUUAAAUAUCAGCUUAUAAAAAUUUGGACUGGAAAGAUUAUCAGAACACUAUGAAAAUCCCUUAGGACUGGUGAACUCUUUCACAGCCUCAUCCCGGUGGGCUCAGGCAACUUGUCUUUAGUGACUGGCAGACGCCGGAGCUGAGGACCCGAAAGCCCGGGCGGGGGGCCUGGGCGCCCUCCUGGUGCGGAGCUCGCUGGCGAGAACUCUCAGAGGACCAAUUAGGAAGCUGUCUGCACACUGAAGGGUGGGCGCCGCCUUGGAAAUAAUGUGCGACUCUAACAAAGGCCUUACUGUUCUCCUGUAAAUCCUCUUUUUACAUUUGUUUGUAAACUUGUUUAAAGAAUGGACCUAGUCGUACAUUUUUAGAUUUUGAUGAGAUAGCCAUUUUGGAUUGUAUAAGUAGCAAAUGUAACUCUUCCUUUUUACUUGGCAUAUUAAAAAGCCAGCAAGAAAUGUGUUCAGUUCAUGGUGCGUUAUUUAUUAUGCAGCUGAUACAUAGAUAGAAACGGCACGGCAUGUCUUUUUACGUUUGGUUUCUGCUUUUAAUUUACUUGUACAAUUCACUGUACCAUUCUGUUUUUCUAUUAAUCUUUUGUGAACUUCCUGAUUGUGUAACAAAGUAUGUACAGUCUACUUUUGAACUAUUUUUAUCACAGUAUUAUUUAUUGCUGUCUUUCAAUACAGUACUGAAGCAUUUUCCACUGCCAAUAAAGAAUACUGAAAACAA